Messenger RNA from Teleopsis dalmanni, 2265 nucleotides. RefSeq names its product calnexin (gene Cnx99A). The coding region runs from base 244 to 2091 and encodes 615 amino acids. NCBI's taxonomy places the organism in Eukaryota, Metazoa, Arthropoda, Insecta, Diptera, Diopsidae. Gene Ontology annotation, molecular function: calcium ion binding. Gene Ontology annotation, cellular component: endoplasmic reticulum membrane; endoplasmic reticulum. The record is from RefSeq and is a predicted model, not a curated record. The transcript has 11 exons. Gene Ontology annotation, biological process: protein folding.
UAAUUCUAUUUUUGAAAAAAAAAACAAGGUGGCAUCACAACACGAGUUUCGUAGAUAAAGAAAGAAAAAAGAGCAAAAAAAGCCGCAAGUUAGUCAGUGGAAAAAGAAAUUAAUUAAAUUUAAUUAGUUGUUGGAAAUAUAAUAGAUUUUCUAUUUCAAAAUUCUUUCAGUUGUGUACGUUUUAUCAAAAGAGCAACGAAAAGAACGAAGUUACACUUUUCAGUGUAGUUUUUGUGGUGAAAAAUGCGUGUAACAAAUUUUUUCAGCAGCAAUGCGGGAACGCUUACGCUUGUAACACUUCUGCUGCUGGGUUCGCUGCAAUUUAUUGCUACGGACACUGCGGAAGACUUCGAGGAUGGCGAAGUAGAGGAUGUACAGGAUGAAACUACUGGUGCGCUGAGUGAUAACGGCGAAGAACUUGUCUAUGAGAGUCCAAAAUACGAUGCUUCAAAAUUCCAUUUUGUUGAUCAUUUUGAUAAUUUAGAGGAGUCCCGUAAACGUUGGACGAAAUCUCAAGCCAAAAAAGAUGAUACAGCUGAAGAAAUAGCUAAAUAUGACGGAAAAUGGGAAUGGGAAGCACCUCAGCGCAUUGUUUGGAAAAAAGAUAUUGGCUUAGUACUUAAAUCGAAAGCCAAACAUGCAGCCAUAGCAGCACCGCUCGUCAAACCAUUCUCAUUUGACGGCGAUAAGCCGUUGGUAGUACAAUACGAAGUAACAUUACAGGAUGGUCAAGAAUGUGGUGGUUCUUACAUUAAAUUGUUAUCUGAAGGCAAAUACACAAAAGACUUAACUAAGUUUAACGAUAAGACACCAUACACUAUUAUGUUUGGCCCAGAUAAGUGUGGUAAUGAUCAUAAGAUGCACUUUAUUUUCCGUCACACUAAUCCAAUUAAUGGCAGUAUUAGUGAGAAGCACUGCAAUAAACCUAAGAGCCGCCUAGAGGAACCAUUUAAAGAUAAAUUACCUCAUUUGUAUCAGUUGGUUGUACGUCCCGACAAUACAUUUGAAAUUCGUCUGGAUCAUGAAAUUAUUAAUCAAGGUUCCCUAUUAACAGAAUUUAAUCCACCAGUUAAUCCACCACGUGAAAUUGAUGAUCCUGAAGAUAUAAAACCCAAAGAUUGGGAUGAACGUGAAAAAAUACCAGAUCCUACCGCACAAAAACCAGCAGAUUGGGAUGAUGAUGCACCACCACAAAUACCUGAUCCAACUGCUGUUAAACCAGACGGCUGGUUGGAUGAUGAGCCUGAUAUGAUUCCAGAUCCUACUGCACAGAAACCUGAAGAUUGGGAUACUGAAAUCGAUGGUGAAUGGGAAGCUCCGCUGGUCGAUAAUCCUGUUUGUGAAAAGGCUGUUGGUUGUGGUAGCUGGAAAGCACCACUUGUACCUAAUACCGAAUAUAAGGGUAAAUGGCGUGCACCAUUAAUCGACAAUCCUAAUUAUCAAGGCAAAUGGGCUGCUCGUAAAAUACCAAAUCCCGAUUACUUUGAAGAUAAGAAUCCAUUCAAAAUGACUCCAAUUUCUGCUAUUGGUAUUGAGUUAUGGUCGAUGUCAAGUGACAUACUCUUCGACAAUUUACUUCUCACUGAUGACAUCGCUGCCGCACUUAAUUUUGCUGAACAAACUUUUAAUCUAAAACGCAAAUAUAUUGAUAAGGAAUCGAAAACAUUCUGGCAUCGUUUAAUGAAACGUAUGAAUUAUAAGCCCGGCUGGUGGGCCUUGUAUUUUCUAUAUUUGCUUAUACCGGCGAGCUGUUAUGUGUUCUACUUGUACCGCCGUGCUAAAGAGGAUACCGGAGAUGAUGCAAAGAAGACUGAUGAAGUACAACCAGAUACCGUAGAUGAAGACGAUGACGUUAAAGAGGAAUUAGAGAAUGAUGAUGCAGAUAAAGAAGUUGAUACUCCUCUCUCUACCACAGGAGCUAGUCACAGAGCAAAAAAGUCUGAUUUAGAUAUAAAUGAAGAUAAUGAUGCAGAAGAAGAUAACGAAGCAGAUGAUGCUACAGAAGAAGUUAAUACAGAAGAGACUGAAGAAACUGCUUCCAUAUCUCCAAAGGGUGCUCGUAAGCGUCGUGUGCGUAAAGAUCAGUCCUAAAUGCUAAGAGUUUUAUUUCAUCUUAUACUUAAAAUUCCAAAAACAAAAAAAAUGUACAGAUGAAAAUUUUGCAUUCGUCGCAAAUAGUCGACACCGGCUGUACGCUCAGAAAUCAGAAAAGCUUUUCUAUCUCAAUAUAUAAUAAAACAAUUCACCACGAAAUUAUUCUGAAAA